Saxophila tyrrhenica is the source of this 2844-nucleotide messenger RNA. RefSeq lists its product as uncharacterized. The coding region runs from base 1 to 2844 and encodes 947 amino acids. The transcript is spliced from 2 exons. Lineage: Eukaryota; Fungi; Ascomycota; Dothideomycetes; Mycosphaerellales; Extremaceae. Gene Ontology annotation, molecular function: DNA binding; DNA-binding transcription factor activity, RNA polymerase II-specific; zinc ion binding. The record is from RefSeq and is a predicted model, not a curated record. Gene Ontology annotation, biological process: DNA-templated transcription; regulation of DNA-templated transcription.
AUGGCUUCGCUUCUAUCCUCCAUGCACAUGAUGGCCGACGACAACAGCGACACGAGCCCAGCGACAUCAGAGCAGACGAACUCAACAGCACCAAGACCGGCCCCUACGAACGGCCAGGCGCAUCACAAGCAGAAGCGCGCACGAUCACAACUGAGCUGUACGCCGUGUAGACAGGGCAAGCUCAAAUGCAACCGAGUCCACGAGCCGGCAUGCGACCAGUGUAUCAAGCGCAAUCGAGAGUCGGCGUGCGUCUACCUCCCACCACCCGUGAAGCACAAGCCGGCGCAGAAUGUCAAAGGACGGAUCCGCCAGCUUGAGAGCCUGGUCGUGGAUCUGAUGCAGAACCAGCGGGCGCAGGGCCAGUCAACAGCAACUACCGGGCCAAAGAAGCCAUCAGCCAGCAAAGAAAGCAGGGAGACAGCAGAGGAGAAUCGGCCUCGCCCAUUUUCACAGCCGACACCGCCUUCAGACAACGACACAAGCCCACAAGACUCCGAGCAGAGCCAAGAGACGCAUCCUACUCCAGAAGAUGUCGACUCGGCAACUGCACCGUUCGGCCAGAUGAAGAUCAGCAAGGACGAGAUCAGCUACGUGGGAGAAUCGCAUUGGGGAGCCAUAUUGAACAGCAUAUCUGAUUUGAAACGGGAUAUCGGUGACGGCGACGAGGAGGAUGGUGUUCACGCCUCUCCCGAGCAGACGAUCAACAGCUGGAGCGCUGUCCCAAUGGGCGGAGUGCAACCACACUCGACCACAGGACUCGGAUUCAUGCUGGGUGGAGAGCGCCCGUCGGUCAGCAAGCAGGAGCUCAUAAAAGCAGUACCGGAGAAGAGGGUUGCGGAUCGCUUAUUAAGUCUGUGGUUCAACUCGCCAGAUCCGUUUAAGCCAAUAAUACAUGCGCCGACCUUUCAGGACGAGUACAGGCGGUUCUGGAAGAGUCCCAACGAGACUCCGGUCAUGUGGCUUGGACUUUUGCAUGCCAUUCUGAGUCUGGCAACCUCGUUCGGUCUGCGUGAGAGCGACCCAAGGAGUCCUGAUGCUCGAGCAGUGCUCGCAAAUGUCAACAAAUACCACUCCAUGUCGGCUUCUGCUGCCUUGCUUGCAGACUUCACCAAGCCAAAGCCGUACACGCUUGAGUGCUUGAUCUUGUACUCGGCCGGCCUGCGCAGCAACAACGCGUUCGUCAAUGUUUGGCUGAUGAUAGGACUGGUCGUUCGUCUGGCUUUGCGAAUGGGCUACCACCGCGACCCCAGCCAUUACCGAGCUAUCAGUGUCUUCCAAGGCGAGAUGAGGAGAAGAGUCUGGAGUGUAAUUGGCAUGAUUGACGUGCUGAUAUCCUUCCAGCUCGGACUGCCCAGCAUGUUCCGAUCGAUCACUUCGGACACACAACCACCUCGUAACCUUCUAGAUCGUGACUUCGGCACCAACACGGCCGUUCUGCCCCAGAGCAGAGGAGUCGAAGAAUUGACACCAUCCUCAUAUACCCGUGCGAAGCUGCGCAUCACGCGUGUCUUUGCUGACGCUGCAGAGAUAAGCCACCAGACUGUACCUCCUUCAUACGAAGAAAUCAUGCGACUUGACCGCGCAUUAGAGGAAGCAAAGGCUGCGAUACCUCCUCUUCUCCAGAUGCCAGAUAUCAGCGAGCUGGUCACAGAUCCAGCGGAGCAGCUGAUGUGCCGAUUCAACCUCGAUUUAUUAUAUAUGAAAACGAAGAUCGUUUUACACCGACGAUAUAUGCUGACGCCAAUGGAUCAACUGACGCAAGCAGAGCAACAGCUCGGUAUCGGCACAAGUAGAAAAGCUUGCAUCGAAUGCGCUCUCCGCGUCCUCGGCCAUCAUCACACGAUUUACAGUGCCAGCCAGACUGGAGGACAACUGGAGAGCGUGAAAUGGUACAUGGGGUCCAUCUCAACCCACGACUUCCUGCUCGCGGCCAUGGUUUUGUGCCUUGAAUUAAGCGAACAAAUUCACAACCGGUCCUUCAGCUACUCGCCUCUUGGGAUGCAGUGUCCGAGAAGGCGAGCUAUGAUGGAUGCGCUCGAGAAGAGCCAUCGCAUCUGGAGCGACGCUUCCGGCAGGAAGAAGAAGCAUAUGCAGUUGACCACGGCGGAUGGGAUGGAGAAAGGCGAGCAUCUUUUCGACGAGACCGAGAAAGCCAGUCGGGCCAUGGCAGUCAUGCUGGAGAAGGUCAAACGACAGAUGGCUGAGACUCCGCAACCGUCGUCGACAGAACCAUCCACAUCGACUUCUCAGAUGGAAGUGCUGGAUGUUCCGUCGGUGCCUGGAUAUGUGUACACCGAUACCCAGCAACUGCAGGAGACGGGCUUCAAUGGUCUGGUGUCCCAGCAUGCAUGGGGCAAUCUGAACGAUGUCCCGUUACCAGAUGGUUUGGAUACAAGCAGCGGCCAGCCUCUGAAUUGGACGCCCGCAGAUACAGGUUCGAGCGGCGUGGCCGACCCGUACUCCUUCAUUCGAUCGACCAACGACACCGCAGACCAGUCCUUCAACGCGGCAGACUACUCGAUGAUUGGCGACAUGCUCGACGGGCCCAUGAACCUCGACUGGGAGAUGUGGGACAACGAGAUUAUCAAAGGUCCGCAGCAAGGCAUGGACGAGUGGACGGAUUUGGAUGUCACAGGUGGUAUUCCUGGUUACAACAAUCGUGCUAUGGGCAGCGAGGCGGCCAUGGUAUCUGGCAAUGUGUACAUGCCUGGAGGAACGGGCACGCUUGGUGGCAGCAGUGGUGCGAUGGGACUCAAUCUGGAUAUGAUGAAUGAUGUUGACUUUAGCAUGGCGCAAGGGAAUGAGUACCCUCUGACGGUCGCGAAUGGCUAUAAUGCGGGAUGA